CGAGCGAACCUGGCCAGGCUGCCCGGGUCCUCACUGACCAGCAGCAGCCAAUAUACUGCAUUUCUGAGGGGGUGGACCAGGCUUUGGGACAGUGACGCUAAUGUGUAUUUACUCACCCGUGUAUCAGUGGGAAUAAGGACGGGAGGACAGAGAGAUGUCUGCGCCGGAUUCCACUAACCUGAGCAGCUCCGUCAGCUACAACCAGAACUCAACACCGAACGGUGGAGCUGCGCCCCCCUAUCAGAAUGGUCCAGCACAGACAUACCCAUCCAUGUAUCCACCUACAGGCUACUAUGGAGCCCCACCUCAACAACAGAGCUACCCCACCAUCCCUGCCCACUCCACUCCUGUUCCAAACAAAGCGCCCAUUACGAACAGUGCCCACAGUGCUAACUACUACCAGAACAACCAUCAGCAGCAGCAGCAGCACCACCACCUCCCUCAGCAUCAUGUAGCACCCUCUCUAUACAGUGCUCCCCCGAGCUCUGCCCCUCCUUCUCAGCCAUACGCCACCCUCCCUUCUUCAGCACCUCCACCGCCAAACACCCAGUACAACCAACAACAGCCAUUCCAGCAGCAGCAACAGCAGCAUCCACCCUAUGCCACUCCAGGAUCCUAUUAUGGACAGCAGUCGUACCAUGCUCCCCCAGCACAGCAGCAGCAUCCCAGUUUGGUUCCUGCGCCAGCCAGCGGUCCUGGAGCUCCCCUCUACCCCAUUGUUUCAUACCCAUCAGCGCCAGGAAGUAGCCAGUAUGGCACCCUGAGUUCCUCGCAGAGCACCUCCACGCCUGGAGUCAUGCCCAUCCAGAUGGGUGCACCCCUUCACCAGUACAGCACCUCUCAGCCAGCCUCCACGACACCAGUGCAGCCCGGGUAUGGCGGGGGUCCUCCCAGUCAGAUGGUGCCAGCGGUCAAUGGUCAAGGAAGUACAGCUCAGACCACAGUCCACCAACACUAUCACCAAAGCCACAAGGCACCUCAGAGCUAUGACUCCUACGGCAGGCUCACUCAUAGCACUGGUGGUCCAGAUGGAGAACGGCUGCCCUCAGGAACCCCCUCCACUUCAGUUCAUUCCUCGCCGGGCCGCCACCAAGGCAUGCAGUAUGGAUAUGUUGCUAAUAGUGGAGCUAGCUCUGCCUCUGCCGCCACCUCAGGCCCAGCAACAGCUCCCUCGUCAUCCAGCUCUGAUGAUGAUGAUGAGGAGGAGGAUGAGGAUGAGGAAGCAGGUGGUGACACUUCCUCCUCCACCACUGGCAGUGCCUCUCCGGUGCCCAACAGCUAUGAUUCCCUCGAAGGAGGCAACUAUCCAGAUUCUAUGCCACCUUCUAAUGACAUGACCAACCAGGCUCAGUCCUACGGUAGCUAUGGUUACCCCAGCAUGCAGCCAGCCUAUCGGCAGGGACCGGCCUCCCACAGUGACUCUUCCCCAACUCACGACCUGUACGGCCAGUCAAGCUACCAGCAGUACUCCCAGCCGUUUCCGAACCUGUCCCAGCUGUCUGCGGCCCUGGGGGGACUGAGCGGGGUGCCAGAGCUGGAGGUGGAGGCCCUGAGGCCGGUCAACCUUCUGCAGGAGAGGAACCUGCUGCCCCCCAGGCCCUUGGAGGCCCCUGAACCCAACCUCAGCCCUGACCUCAGGAAGGUCAAUUGCAGUCCACAGACCUUCAGGUGUACACUGACUAGCAUCCCCCAGACCCAGGCUUUACUCAACAAGGCCAGGCUCCCUCUGGGCCUUCUCCUUCACCCCUUCAGAGACUUACAGCAAUUACCGGUGAUCACUUCGAACACAAUAGUGCGCUGUCGCUCCUGUCGCACCUACAUCAAUCCCUUUGUCACCUUCCUGGACCAGCGCAGGUGGAAGUGUAACCUCUGUUACCGGGUCAAUGAUGUUCCAGACGAGUUUAUGUACAACCCAGUCACCAGGUCGUACGGCGAGCCCCACAAAAGACCCGAGGUUCAGAACUCCACUGUGGAGUUCAUCGCCUCCUCAGACUACAUGUUGCGACCUCCUCAGCCGGCGGUCUACCUGUUUGUCCUCGAUGUGUCUCACAAUGCAGUGGAGGCAGGCUACCUGAAGUAUCUCUGUGAAUCACUUCUUGAUAACCUGGAUAAGUUGCCGGGGGACACACGCACCAGGGUGGGCUUCCUCACCUUCGACAGCACCAUCCACUUCUACAACCUCCAGGAGGGACUGUCCCAGCCACAAAUGCUGGUGGUGUCUGAUAUAGACGAUGUGUUCAUACCGUCUCAUGACAGUCUGAUGGUGAACCUGAAGGAGAGCAAAGAGUUGGUGAAGGACCUGCUGACCUCGCUGCCGGCCAUGUUCAGUCAGAGCAGGGAGACCCACAGCGCCCUCGGCCCAGCGUUACAGGCCGCCUUCAAGCUCAUGUCACCCACCGGGGGCCGCGUCACAGUUUUCCAGACCCAGCUGCCCACGCUGGGUGCUGGUAUGCUGCAAUCAAGGGAAGACCCCAACCAGCGCUCGAGUAGUAAGGGUGUGCAGAAUCUCGGCCCCGCCACAGACUUCUAUAAGAAACUCGCACUGGACUGCUCAGGACAACAGAUUGGGGUGGAUCUUUUCUUGCUCAGCUCCCAGUAUGCUGACCUCGCCUCACUGGCUUGUAUCUCCAAGUAUUCGGCGGGCAGCAUCUUUUACUACCCCUCCUUUCAUUACAUCCACAACCCGGCACAGCUGGAGAAGUUCCAAGGAGAUCUCGAGCGCUACCUCACCAGGAAGAUCGGCUUCGAGGCGGUUAUGAGAAUACGAUGCACUAAAGGUUUAUCCAUCCACACGUUCCACGGUAACUUCUUUGUGCGCUCCACCGACCUGCUGUCCCUGGCCAAUGUGAACCCGGAUUCUGCCUUCGCUGUCCAGAUGUCAAUCGAAGACUCUCUGGCAGACUCAUCGCUGGCCUGCUUCCAGGCUGCUCUGCUCUACACCUCCAAUAAAGGAAAGAGGCGUAUCCGAGUUCACACUCUGUGUCUGCCAGUGGUCAACCAGCUGAGUGACGUGUACGCUGGGGCUGAUGUCCAAGCUAUCACUUGUCUGCUGGCCAACAUGGCCAUCGACCGGUCGAUAUCAUCCAGCCUGUCGGAUGCUCGGGACGCCCUGGUGAACGCGGUGGUGGACUUGGUGAGCGCCUACAAAAGCAACGUGUCGAACCUGCAGCAGUCGGGCCUCGUUGUCCCCGCCUCCAUGUGCCUGUUCCCUCUCUACAUCCUCGCUCUGCUCAAACAGAGAGCGCUGCGGACGGGCACCAGCACGCGGCUGGACGAGCGGGUCUUUGCCAUGUGCGAGUUCAAGACGCAGCCGCUGCAGCAGCUGAUGCGGAUGGUUCAUCCUGACCUGUACAGGCUGGACAACAUGUCAGACCAGGGGGCGCUGCAUCUAAACGACACAGUGGUUCCACAACCUCACCUGCUCCACCUGUCCGCUGAGAGGGUGAGCAGAGAUGGAGCUUUCCUCAUGGACUGCGGAAAUGUGUUUUACCUGUGGAUCGGCAAAUGCUGCAAUGAGAUGUUUGUACGAGAUGUUCUGGGCUGCCCCAACUACGCUUCAAUACCCCCCAACAUGAGUCACAUUCCUGAGCUGGAGACUCCUCUUUCCGAGAGAGUGCGAGCGUUCCUCGACUGGCUGCAGGACAACAGAGCGUUCAGCUCAACAGUACACGUCGUCAAGGACGAUGCCUCAGUUAAAUCCACUUUCUUCCAGCACAUGGUGGAGGAUCGGUCAGAGUCUGCUUCUUCAUACCAUGAAUUCCUGCAGCACGUUCAGCUGCAAAUGUCCAAGUAGGCCACCAUCCACAGCGAGAGAAACCCUGGCCGCUAGAAUCCUCAGACCUGGCGUGAGGAAGGAUUUCAGCCUCGUAGAGUGAAAAUUAGCGUUAGCCAAAUGACGGACAACCAUCGCUUCCUCAGACCAGUUUUAGCGAGGUGGGUUACCUCCCCUUCCUUUUAACAGUCUUAUCAAACACAUCAACCCUCGAAGCUCAUUGGUCAGCUGUGAUUUGACCAUCAGAAGGGGAGGAGGGGAGGGGGAGUCGUUGUGGAGAAGAAUAAAGAUUUACAGGAAAAAAUGAAUGAAGGAUUUGUCACACGCUCCUCCAGCGUCUCCUCGCUGCCACUCAAUUACUGUCAAGCCCCCGGUUAUCCCUCCGUCAAAUCCAUCACUCAUGAGAACAGAAGGGGAAAGAAAGUCGAGCCAAGAAGAUGCCACUUCAGUACAUUUUAGUUUGACUUGUUUUCGUGAGCCUCACAUGUAGCUAGUGCUGUCCUUCUUUUUUUUAAUUUUUUUUUAUUUUAUAAUUUAUUCCCUUCCUCACUCCCUCGGUUUGAUUUUAAGACACUUUUGAAUACACUGGAGAACAGAAACAAGAAUUCCUUCUGUUGUUUUUCGGCAUGUGCUUUGAAAAUACGCAUGUCACCGUUUUUGUUUGCUGCUAGUCCCGAGGAAAGGCGACGACGACCGGGAAACACGAUUCAACGGUGGUCGGACGUUUGAACCCCACGCCAUCGGCUCCGCUCCCUCUUCUCUCCGCUCCGCUUUGUGAACUGGUUUUUGUCGAGCUCAAACUUCAGAAACAGCCCCCCACUGUCAACAAUCUUAUUCUCAUUUGUUUUAUUUUUUCCAGGCGCUAACUCGAGUUGCUAUCCACUUUGUAACUAUUGAGAAGAAUCUUUUAUGUGCGAUAAUUUAUGAAACAGCUUAUUAAAUAAAAAACAAAAACAGAACUCUGCUUCUUUCAUAUGGUGGUGGCAUUGAUGAACAGACAUUUGUGGUUUCAAACAGAAUUAUUUUCCAUUGGUAACAUUUACUGUCAGGCAUCUCAAGUUCCCACAUUUUCCAUCCACAAACUUGUCAGUGGUAUUAAUUUCUGCUGAAACGGGCCGACGUCGCUCCCCAUUCUCAGACAACAUGUCACUUUUCAGGAUAUUGACUAACUGCUCUAAUGUUUCGACACAUUACCAUUAACAUCUGCAACUUACUCCACCUCACAACUCUGAUCUUCUGACUACUACACAUUUUGUAAGACCCAACUAAAAAUACUUUUUGACCAAGUUUAUUCACUCAUUUAUUUCAUUUUUUUAUUUAUUUAUUUUCGGUAAAGAGUAAUUGUCUGUAUUUUUCAGUAUAAACUAACUGAAAAUCUGAACCUCUCCUAACUGCAUCAGUAAACAAUUAGGGUCGGGUUCUACUAGUUUAUACCUGAUUGAUCCGCCCCUCCAGUGUGGCAGUUCAGACCAGGUGUAAACACUUUUGAUGUCUGAACUACUUCUGAGAGACUAUAAACCGGCUCUCACAGAAAAUAAAGGACACACAUGCCAAAGUAUAAAAAGGAUGGUACAGACGUAAAAAAUGCUGCAGUUGGUUGAGUGUGGAUAAAUUUAGACGACUUGGAAAUUGUUGAAAUGUGUUUGCAGAGGUGACGCUGCAUCUUUGCUGCUUUGUUGUUUCCUUUUGGCAAACCUCAGUUAUUUAUCUUUUAUUAGAGACUGGUCUUAAAUCUUUAUUCCAAACUGCUGUUUUUUUUUUUCA
Seriola dumerili (greater amberjack) is the source of this 5536-nucleotide messenger RNA. It is a transcript of the gene sec24b, whose product is annotated as protein transport protein Sec24B-like. Gene Ontology annotation, cellular component: COPII vesicle coat; endoplasmic reticulum exit site. Gene Ontology annotation, biological process: COPII-coated vesicle cargo loading; endoplasmic reticulum to Golgi vesicle-mediated transport; intracellular protein transport. NCBI's taxonomy places the organism in Eukaryota, Metazoa, Chordata, Actinopteri, Carangiformes, Carangidae. The coding region runs from base 155 to 3793 and encodes 1212 amino acids. Gene Ontology annotation, molecular function: SNARE binding; zinc ion binding. The transcript is spliced from 24 exons. The record is from RefSeq and is a predicted model, not a curated record.